GGUAGGUGACUGUCAGAAGAAAUGCCGGUCCUAGGUGCCCUAGUACAUCACCACCUGGACCAUGGCGACUCCUUGGCCAAUGAGAAAAGAGAGGUGCUCCCAUGGUUCCGCCUGCCUUGCUAGAUGGUUGGUGUCCUCCUUGAUGCUCCUAUGGUUGCCGUGGGUGUUGCUAUGGGUGCCGUUGCCCACCCGAGCUGAACAAGUAGGCGGCGGGGUACACGGCGGGAAGGUCCACAGUUCCCUGUCGUCGUCCUCGUCCUCGUCAUCUUCCUCGGCCUCCUCCUCGUCCCCGUCCAGCUCUUCGGCGUGGGGCUUCAACACAAGGCAGAGUGGGGGGCAGCUGGACUGGCUGCUGUCUGAGAAGGGGCCUUUCCACAGAUGUCCAGAGUACACAGAGUUCAGAGAGAGGUUCCAGCAGGGAUUUUCUACCAGAUACAAGAUUUACAGGGAGUUCAGCCACUGGAAGGUGAACAGCCUGGCAACAGAGAAGAGAGAUUUCCUCAAAGCUCCGUUACCCUUAGCACCAGAGUUUCUACGCAACCUGCGGUUACUGGGGCGACGGCCAACCCUGCAGCAAAUCAACGAAAACCUCAUCAAGAAGUAUGGGACCCACUUCUUAGUCUCUGCUACCCUGGGAGGAGAGGAGUCUUUGACCAUUUUCCUGGACAAGCAGAAGCUGAACAAGAAGUCGGAGGGUAACGGCAACAGCUCGGUGGUGUCUCUGGAGCUGCUCCAUCAGCUGGCCGCUUCUUACUUCACGGAUCGAGAGAGCACCCUAAGGCGACUGCACCACCUCCAGAUUACCACCUCUGCUAUCAAGGUAACCGAAACAAGGACGGGUCCUCUCGGCUGCAGUAACUACGACAGCCUGGAUUCAGUUAGCUCGGUGUUGGUGCACAGCCCGGAAAAUAAGAUCCACCUAAAGGGCUUGCAAGAUGUCCUGCCAGAGUUCCUGCGUGGGCGUUUUGUGGAGGCAGCCCUCAGCUUUGUGGCAUGCAACUCGGAGGGCGAGUUGCUCUGCCGCAACAACGAUUGCUGGUGCCAGUGCUCUCCCCGUUUCCCAGAAUGCAACUGUCCCUUUGCUGACAUCAAGGUCAUGGAAGAGAACCUAGAGAAGAGCAAAGAGGCCUGGGCGAGCUUCAACCAAGAGUUCAUGGAAUCAGAUGAAUUCAAAGCCCUCCUGAAGCGCUUGCCCACCGACCGUUUUUUGAACGUGUCCAUGAUCGCCAAGUUCUGGUCGGCUGACUUGUCCAUCCAGAAGCGCCACGCCCAGCUGGAGUCCAGCACUGCCCUGGUCCUGAACAAAGCCCAGAAGAUUGUCAGGAAACUGUUCACCCUGAGCAAACGCUGCCCCAAACAUCCUCGCAUCAGUCUGCCCAGAGAGAGGCCUGUUAGCUUUUGGUUGAACAGGGUUCAGUCUCUGCUCUACUGCAACGAGCACGGGGUGCUGGGCUCCUUCUCGGAGGAGGUGAAGAGCUGUAGCUGCCCUGUGGACCAGCCCACCUGCCAGGGAGUCAUUCCCUGCGUUGUGGGCACCGCCUCCACCUCGUGCUCCUCCUGUGGCACUGACAACGCAACCCGCUGCGGAGCCUGUCACCACGGCAACGUCCUCCAUCUGGGUUCCUGUAGGCCAAGCAUCGCUGCAUCCCAGGACCACUACCUGAACUUUGACCUGGACAUGCCUGAUGCUGAGGUGAAGUACCUGCUCCAGCGAUUGGACAGCAGAAUCGAGGUCCACGCCAUUUACAUCAGCAACGACGUCCGCCUGGGAAGCUGGUUCAAUCCGGCCUGGAGGAAGAGAAUGUUGCUGACGUUGAAGAGUAACAAAAACAAGUCCAAUCUCAUCCACAUGCUGAUGGGCAUUUCUUUCCAGAUAUGCUUGACUAAGAAUUCAACACUGGAGCCCGUGCCUGCGAUUUAUGUGAAUCCUUUUGGGGGGAGUCACUCAGAGAGCUGGUUCAUGCCAGUGAACCAGCCUGACUUCCCUGACUGGGAGAGAACUCGACUGGACGCCGUCGUCACGGCACAGUGUUACAACUGGACACUGUCUCUGGGCAACAAAUGGAAGUCCUUCUUUGAGACAGUGCACAUCUACCUGCGAAGCCGCAUACUCACGGAUGAUCCAACAGCGAAUGAAACGCUCUUCUAUGAACCAUUGGACCUGGAUGACCAGACGUCCAACCUGGGGUACAUGAAGAUCAACACGCUCAAAGUGUUCGGAUACAGCAUGCACUUCGAUCCUGAGGGCAUCAAGGAUCUGAUUCUCCAGCUGGACUACCCCUACACGCAGGGUACGCAGGACGCUGCCUUUCUGAUGUUGUUGGAGAUGAGGGACCGGAUUAACCGACUGUCUCCACCAGCGCCGCAGCCGCUGGACCUGUUUUCUUGUCUGUUGCGCCACAGGCUGAAGCUGUCGGCUGGAGAGGUGGCACGCAUCAAGGACUCUCUGCAGAUGUUCAACUCCAAGCUUCCCAACGCUUCUCCUGAACCUGAGCUGGCCCCGCUGUGCAGCUAGCUGUCUUAGCACACAGGUCAGGUUCAGGCGUGAUGCUACUCAUAGAAAGUGGAGCAGUUGCUGCUAGACUGAGCACGGGAGACCCUGCUAAGUUAGUCUCUUGGACCCAAAUCUGGAUAAUUAGGACAACCACCUCUAAAGGCUGACUGCUGGGCGUUUCUUACGGUCAUUCUCGGCUGGAUUACUGGUGUCACGUUUUUUGUUUUUUUAAUCAGAAAUUGCUACCAGAGCCCUUUGAUGAACAUUGAAGUCAUGUUGUGGACUUUUGGGAGACCAGCUGAUACUUGGACUCUCUUUCUGAGGCUCUAUUGUACUAGCCUAGAGGUCUUACUUUUGCUAUUACUGCCGUGCUUUUGGCAAACGUGGAUGAAGUUAAGAGACGGGAUUAAGUUUAGAGACUAUCUUACAACUUUGUGAUUUUGGAACCUCAGAGAGCCGAUGUCAUUAGGUAUACCUAAGACAGGGAUUUUCAUAUGUAAAGAGGAACUCUUAAGGGGUCUUCAAAAUGAGUAAAUGGAAGAGAAGACUUCCCCUUUUCUAAACCUAUUUUCUUUGGCUACAGAACAAUCUUGUGGGAAGGGAAAAUGGGAUAAUAUUAUAUAUGUGGUGAAUGAGUUGUUAUGUUAUGCUUAACCGUUUAAAAUUUGAUAAUCCUGAACCAUGUAACGGUCUUUGAAUAUUUCUUUUUGUUUCUAGCCUUCCAUUUUAUCUGGCAUUUGAAAACUUGUAAGUAUAUAUGCUUAACAUCCGAGUGAGAAGCCUGUUAGUGAUGUUCUGUCCUUGGUGGUGUGUCUAUACCAAAAGAAGGUGAACACAAACUGAAUGGCGAAAUAUUCUCAAUGUUGAGUUCUUUUUUUUUUUUAGCUGAAAAUCUUCUGAUGUGGUAACAAAAAGGUCUGAGGAUAUAGCGCUGUAAAUAAUGCUCCAUCUAACCCCAGGUGUGGACAAGUGCACAUUGCUUUUUAGAUAACGGAGUGCAAAGACCAAAAAAAUGUUUAUAACAAAACAAACUCAUGCCUUAUAUGAGAGUCAAUGUUAAGAUAAGAAGCACAUUUCGUUUCUGUGUUUGGUUUUCCAGCAAAGGCUGUAUUGCUUUUUAUAUUUCAAUAUUUCUACCAAGACAGAACAACCGACACAUUCUCCAGAAUAUGUGAUAAUGUAGCUUUUCAAUGUAAAUGCCAGUCACACUUUCUGCAAUUACUUGUUUUGAUUUGGUGUUGUGAAACUUUGAGUCACUAUUCACAGUGCACACCAGUACUUGCAUACUGUAAUUGUUCUGCAAAAUCCUUCUAUCUCCAAUUAGACAACGUCCCAGUAACGGAUUAAACCUGGUGGAUUUUAUUAUGGUUUGGUUUAGUCUCAGGUCAAGGAAACGUGUGGGUCCAAUGUUAGCUGCCUGUUACCACAGCGACUGGAGUUACAAGGUUUCUGCAGGGCACUGAAGGUACUUUUGAAAGCUGCAAACUUACCGGGAUGAUACUUGAUUUGAUUCUGCAUUUACUUCACUAAUUUCUCACUGAAAGUCAGUAAACCUUGUAUGUCAUUUUCAGCAGUUCUUCUGUACUCAGCUUGCUUAAGUAAAAACAAAGUGGUUUAUCUA
This is a messenger RNA of Etheostoma spectabile (orangethroat darter), 4115 nucleotides long. Its product is annotated as BMP/retinoic acid-inducible neural-specific protein 3. NCBI's taxonomy places the organism in Eukaryota, Metazoa, Chordata, Actinopteri, Perciformes, Percidae. Gene Ontology annotation, cellular component: neuronal cell body; cytoplasm; dendrite. The record is from RefSeq and is a predicted model, not a curated record. The transcript is spliced from 8 exons. Bases 62 to 2515 code for a protein of 817 amino acids. Gene Ontology annotation, biological process: cellular response to retinoic acid; positive regulation of neuron differentiation; nervous system development.